Molecule: messenger RNA, 915 nt
Organism: Triticum turgidum subsp. durum (durum wheat)
Lineage: Eukaryota; Viridiplantae; Streptophyta; Magnoliopsida; Poales; Poaceae
Source: the annotation of a GenBank genome assembly
AUGCCAUUUAGACUGCAAAGCAAUGGAUAUCCACAUUCAGAUUCCAAUGGCAGUACUUCAGGAAAUCUACCUCAAAGUAUUCAACAUGGAAACGAACUUCCGUUCAUCAGUUCUUCUAAUCCAGUCAUGUCCCUGGUUGCAUUCUUGGCCUCUGCAAUUGGACCAAGAAUUGCAGCAUCAUGCGCAAGUGCAGCAUUAUCUGCGUUGACAAGAGAUGAUGAUCCCAGGGUGAUUCCUGAAAGAAUGCAUACUGAUGAUGGGGCCCAUGGUGCGCAUCCAAACUUUUGUGGCCAUAAUGGUGCUUCAUCGUCCAUUUCUCUAGAAAAUGCGAAGCAUGCCACCCUGUGUGGUUUGUCGGCAGCGGCAAUUAAGUCUAAACUCUUUGCGGAUCAGGAGGAACGUGAAAUCCAAAGGCUAGUUGCUACCGUGAUAAAUCAUCAGUUGAAGAGGCUGGAGUUAAAGUUGAAGCAGUUUGCUGAAGUUGAGACCUUGCUUUUGAAGGAAUGCGAGCAAGUGGAUAGAGCGAGACAGAGGAUUUCAGCUGGCCGUAUCCAGGCGAUGCGAGCCUGCUCAAAUCGCCCGGAAACUAGUUUGCCCACCAGUGGCUGUAGCACUAUGUCACCCAAUCCAACGAAUAUAAGCCCUAGACCGUUGGCCAUGCCACGCUCCAUGGCUGAAGCCACGGUACCAGCGGCAUACGCUAAUAACAUGCAGGGGCAGGGGCAUGGGCAUGUGCAUGUGCAUCCACAGAUGCCGUCCGUGCAGCGGCGGCCACGGAUGCUCUCGUUUGGGCCUCGCUCACCGUUUUCGGCUAUCCAGACUCAGCAAGCUGCACAGGCGCCGAACAUUAUGUUCAGUGCUGGUGCAAUGCCCGGUUCGGUAACUCCAAAUCACCAUCAUCAGCUGUUGAGGUAG